This is a messenger RNA of Capsicum annuum, 709 nucleotides long. RefSeq names its product isocitrate dehydrogenase [NADP]-like. The record is from RefSeq and is a predicted model, not a curated record. Bases 215 to 694 code for a protein of 159 amino acids. Gene Ontology annotation, biological process: isocitrate metabolic process. Gene Ontology annotation, molecular function: isocitrate dehydrogenase (NADP+) activity. NCBI's taxonomy places the organism in Eukaryota, Viridiplantae, Streptophyta, Magnoliopsida, Solanales, Solanaceae. Gene Ontology annotation, cellular component: mitochondrion. The transcript has a single exon.
UGGUUUUAACUUUGGUGAAGCAGGAGAUGAAAUGACCCGUGUCAUUUGGAAAUUAAUCUAGGAUAAGCUCAUCUUUCCCUUUGUGGAGUUGGAUAUAAAAUAAUUCGAUCUUGGCCUUCCUCACCGUGAUGCCACGGAUGAUAAGGUUACAAUUGAAAGAGCUAAGGCUAAUGUAGCAAUUAAGUGUGCAACCAUCACUCCAGAUGAAGCUCGUAUGGAGGAGUUUAACUUGAAGUGUAUGUGGAAGAGACCAAAUAGGAAUAUUCUAAAUGGUAUGGUAUUCAGGGAACCAAUCCUCUGCAAAAACAUCCCUCGACUUGUCCCAGGUUGGUCAAAACCGAUAUGCAUUGGCAGACAUGCUUUUGGUGAUCAAUAUCGAGCUACUGAUACAGUAAUUCAAGGAGCUGGAAAACUCAAAUCAGUAUUUGUACCAAAAGGGAUGGAUCAAAAGAUCGAGUUCGAGGUUUGCAACUUCGCUGGUUCUGGUGGAGUAGCUCUAUCCAUGUACAACACGGAUGAGUCUAUUUGUUCUUUCGCUGAAGCUUCUAUGAACAUGGCUUACCAAAAGAAAUGGCCACUAUAUCUCAGCACAAAGAAUACCAUCCUUAAGAAAUACGACAAAAGAUUCAAGGACAUAUUCCAGGAAGUUUAUGAGUCAAACUGGAAGUUGAAGUUUGAAGAAGCUGGGAUCUGAUGACUACUUCUUCUG